AUGAAGAAGAAGGCCCGAAGGAGGCCUCCUCGCUGCGCCGAAUGCCCAAACGCACACACGGGCCGCCUGUCCGCUCUCCUGUCCUCCGCCGGCCGCCGCCCUUCACCGGAGCGCUGUGGCCCCCACGCCGUCCUGCCCGGUCUGCCCCCGCCGCUUCGCACAACCGUGCCCUGCCGCCGUUCCCCGGCCCCUCGGCAGCCCGCCUUCGCGCCGGUCAUUUUUGGCCCCGUCCGCCGGGCUCCUGCCGUCGUGCCACCUGGUACCAGGACCGCCGCCCUGCUACCGCCGGCCAGGCACCGACAUCCGACGCCGAGGGCACGCUGCUCGCCUCCGUUGCCGCUGGACAUGGCAGCUACCAAGCCCGGGGCGGCCGCCAUGGCGCAAUGUCAGGAGGGGUCGGCGGAGGAGCAUCGGCUGCGGGCGGCGCUGCGCCACCUGCAAGCGGAGGCCGGAGUGCUUGAGCGCCUGGUCUACAAGCACCGGAACCAGCACCGCGGUGCCGCCUACUUCCAGUACCUCCUCAAGGUGCGGAGGGACCUGAAGCUGUUGCUUGGUGCCAAUCUUGCAGAGGUCAUCAACGCCGUGUUCCCGGUCAUCACCUGUCGUAAGCCGGCCAACACCAUUCUUGUUCCGAACAGGCAGGGUAAGAGGAAGCCUGGUGCAAACCAUAGCCACUAUAAGAGGCUUUUGGGGGUUGCCCGUUUGCUGUCCCAGAUGGCUGAACCUGUUAUGAAGGGAGCAGUUCAGAUCAGCUUUUUACUUGCUAGAUCUUUCUUCGUAGAACUUUGCACUGCAGUGCUUGCUUUGCUUGCAAGACUGAGGGUCCUGACCCAACAGAUGUUACUUGAUGUUGUAUCAGUAUACAACAAGGUUACUGAUCUUACGGAUAAAAAGCAGGCUGUUAAGAUCAGUAUUGAUAAAGUGCAGGCUUUCAGAGAGUACUACCCCUCGAGCAACGAUCCCAGUACUAUCCUGGAGUGUGUAUGGGUGAAAGAUAAAUUUGUUUUGCAUGAAAAGACCAAAGCUAGCAGUCAGAAAACCCAAGAUGAGGAUAUGAAGUCGUGCACUCCAGAUUCAUCAAUCCAGUAUGAGACCCUUGGACUUGUUAGUGAAGAGAUGGAAGACCUUGAUGGAGCAAACACCCCAGCCAAGCAACAUCAUACUUCUCUGGCUGACCACCCAGAUGAAGCCACCCAUUGCGGCGAUGCUGGAGAUUCUCACAGUGGGAGGCAACUACCAAACGAUCAACACACUCCGGGUUCUCUUCUUGGCACGCCCGCUGCUGCGCCGACUCCACGCAGAGAUGUCAAGCCUGAUACGAGGAAGAGAGUGGCAUUCAUCGCGGUGGGGAAAACAUAA
Molecule: messenger RNA, 1359 nt
Organism: Triticum turgidum subsp. durum (durum wheat)
Lineage: Eukaryota; Viridiplantae; Streptophyta; Magnoliopsida; Poales; Poaceae
Source: the annotation of a GenBank genome assembly